UAAAAUGAGCAGUACAGGAACAUUACCUGUCUCCUUAAUCAAAACGUUACUUUUGGAAGGUUAUCUCCCACGAAACUCUUCGAAGCAAUGACCUCCGAGUGAGAUACCUGUGCAAGCAUGCUGCACCUGAAGCGCAAUCUGCUUAGGUCUCUGACACGGAGAUCCAUUCUUGCAGGGCUGCUGUUGUCCGUCAUUAUGGCAUUCUACUGUCUCUCUUCAACAGUCCAGAUAAAUAUACACAGGAAGUCACAGGAGUCUCCCUGCCUUCAAACCCAAAAUGAGACGUCCAAUAUGUCUGGUCAAGAAAGCCAUUGUGUUCCAAAAACUAACCUCAUGUUCAUGAAGACCCACAAGACAGCCAGUAGCACCUUACUCAACAUCCUGUUCCGCUUUGGAGACAAGCACCACCUGAAGUUUGCCCUCCCAGACGGACGCAAUGACUUCUUCUACCCAUCUUUUUUCCACCACUCACAUGUGCGAGAUUACCGUCCAGGCGCUUGCUUCAAUGUGAUUGGCAACCACAUGCGCUUUAACAGACUCGAGGCGGAACAGCUUCUGCCUCCUGGUGCUGCUUACUUCACCAUCCUGCGCGACCCGGCUGAAGUCUUUGAGUCGUCCUUCCACUACUAUCACCGUGUGGUGCCGUUCACCUGGUUCAUUCCAGGGGAUGACAAACUGAUGGCAUUUUUGGAAGACCCAGCACAGUACUACGACCCUGAUGGAUUCAACUCAUUCUACCUCAAGAACCUGCUGUUGUUUGACUUUGGAUAUGACAACCUCUUGGAGGCAAAUGACCCGCAUGUGACACAGGCAAUCCAGGAGGUAUCUGAGCGAUUUCAGCUGGUUCUGCUGGCUGAGCACUUCGAGGAGUCCCUCAUCCUGCUGAAAGACGCCCUUUGCUGGGAAAUGGAGGACCUGCUGUUCCUCAAGCUCAAUGUCAGGAAGGGCUCCUCAGUAUCUCGACUCAGCCCCGCAUUGAGGGCCAAGGCCCUUCGAUGGAACAGUGCUGACUGGAGGCUCUACCGCCACUUUAACAACUCUUUCUGGGCAAAAGUGGAAGUGUAUGGCCGUCAGCGUAUGGAGAGAGACGUGGAGGAUCUGAGGAGACGGAAUGCAGAGAUGAGGGCCUUGUGUGUGGAGGGUGGAGCUGCUGUGGACCCUACCGGAAUCAAAAACACAGAGCUGGCACCAUGGCAACCCAUGGGGGAGAAGUCCAUUAUGGGAUACAAUCUGAGAAAGAACAUUGGAUCUCAGCAUGCUGAGCUAUGCCGUAAGAUGCUCACACCGGAGAUCCAAUACUUGUCAGAGCUCGGGGUCAACCUCUGGGUCACAAGGCUAUGGGGGUGGCUGAAGGACAGUGUCUUCUGGUUGUCUUGAUCAAUGUAUGAGGACAUGUAGUUGUUCGAGUGUUCUACACCAGAUCUUAAAAUAAUUUGUGGACACUGACAGACUAUGACAUUAACUUCUGAUGAGUUUUAGAUAAACUUUUUAAGAAAUAAUGAUAUCCUAGAGCAGAAUAUAGGCCUAGCGUUUAUGUAAGAUUACAAUGUUCAUUGCUAUGUGUUGACAGGUGGCAGAGUUGUCUUUGAAUGGCGUUGAUUAGUAGAAUGAGUUGACUACGUUUUCUGCACUUUUUAAAAAUCCUAAGGUUUUAUUCAGUAUGAGUUAUAGCCACCAACCAUUUGGUUCAUAGCAACCAUCAUCAUCCAUGUAUCUCAUUGGCUGCCCUCCUUGCAGCUGAGACUGAUGAUUGUUAUUAUUCCUUGGCCACAGUGAAUACUUUUCAACUGGCUACAAUUUAAGCUCUACCAGAGGCAUUAGCUUUGCUAAUUUAAAAAAGUUAAAAUGCAGCUUUGUCUUAAUGAUCACAAUCUAACUGGCGUUUACUAAUGAUAUUGCAUUAUUUCACGCUACAAAUCAUUAUAUUUAGUAUUACUUACAGAUAUUUUGGGGCAACUUUGCAAAACUGUAUUAUUUAACAUAAACAUUAAAAAGGAUAUAUACAAUGUUAGGUAAAAUUACUAUUACAUUGAAACGUAUGUUCAUCUGGUGGCAUCCUUUCCAAUUCAAGUGACCUGGAAGAGGUCCCAUAGGUAUUUUCUCCUUUGAACUAAAAAAGCAUUUCGGUAGGAGUCUAAGAUCCUGUUAUAGGCCUAGAUUGUUUGUGUAACAUUUUACUACUCCAGUUGCUUUGUUGAUUUGUUGUCUUGCUCUGAUGUUAAAGGAGAAAUCUGGCGAUUUUUUACAUAGAUCUCCGUUUCUCGAGGUCACUGAGUACUGUCGAAAACCCCCCGAAAACAAUCGAUUUUACCUAGUUCGAGUUGCUAGUUCCAACAGCUAAAGUAGCCAGGCAGCUACAGUGCUGCACUCUGUGGGCAUGAACAAGGGGGCUCACGAACAUGCCCCCAGAGUGUAGCUGUAGCUGCCUGGCUACUUUAGCUGUUGAAACUAGCAACUUGAGCUAGGUAAAACCGAUUGUUUUCGUUUUUUUUUCAUACCGACAGUACUCGUGACCUAGAGAAAUGGAGAUCUAUGAGAAAAAUCGCUGGAUUUCUCCUUUAAGCUUUGUUCUGUUUACUCAAACUAUUUAAUGUAUUAAAUGUACUUUCUAUUAAGUAAUAUCACUGAUAAUACAUUUGAAUUAUCUCUCAUUCCCCACUGAAGUAACAAAAAAUAAACUACUUUGUUGUCAAAA
This is a messenger RNA of Alosa sapidissima (American shad), 2695 nucleotides long. RefSeq names its product galactose-3-O-sulfotransferase 1b (gene gal3st1b). Gene Ontology annotation, molecular function: galactosylceramide sulfotransferase activity. Gene Ontology annotation, biological process: myelination; galactosylceramide biosynthetic process. Lineage: Eukaryota; Metazoa; Chordata; Actinopteri; Clupeiformes; Clupeidae. Bases 118 to 1377 code for a protein of 419 amino acids. The record is from RefSeq and is a predicted model, not a curated record. The transcript has 3 exons. Gene Ontology annotation, cellular component: membrane.